GGGGUGCGCUUUGUGAUGCUGUGAUUCUGGACACUCAGUCGACUCGGUCGGUGUGCUCAUCGAGUUAAGUCAGCUGUUCGCGUCGUCACGGGGAGCAUCCCUAAGUUCAGUGACUUUGUCGCUUUAUUGUAUGCUACUUGGCCGACUUCUCUGCCUGCAUUGCGUUCUCGAGCUGCGAUCUGAGCUACAGUCGUCUUGCAGCACGCACUCUUCUGCGGUAGCUGCAGAGGUGGUGCGAGAUGCGACGAUGACAAGCAUGGGCAUGACGAAGGAAAACGGCAACUCCGCUGCCAACGGGCCAGCCACUGCAGCUUUUGCCGGUUCUGAACGACCACUGACAUCAAAAUGCAACGGCGCGUCGUCGAAAGAGGCAGCGCCGCCAGUUCUGUACUACGGGAUUGCCCUCGGAGCAGGCACGACAACAUGCGAUGACGAUGAACUGCCACUCGUCUUCGCGGACCGUACCUUGGCGCUGCGGUGCGUCAAGAAGUAUCGCGGAGCGCGGUUCAAGACCUUCUCAUCGAGGGAGGAAGCUGCACAGUUUAGUAUGCAACUUGCAGCGGUUCCCGUGGAGACCUCAGAAGUGCCCGCAGUCCUAAUGGGCGAGAAAAGCAGUCCAUACAGAGGUCCAAAGUCUCAAGACCUGGUUUUGUUUCGGAAGAUGAUCGAAGCCGGCAACGCCGCGGCUUUCCAGCAGACGGUCUGGUCCAAUCCACGUUACCUCGUCAGUGGUGGCGACACUCCGACCAUCGUUCAGGAGGGCUUUCGCUACAACGCGUUGCACGUGGCUUCGAUGAAGGGCCAGUCCAUCCUGGUGCAACUGAUUCUGGAGACGCUGCAAGACCUCAGGUUGCUGGAGCUCCUGUACACCGAUGACGCUCCGGACGUUCGUCUUCGACGCAUGGCCUACAUUCUGGACCUGUACCUGAACACGCCCGACAAAGGGCGCUGCGAGACUCCGCUGCAUUUCGCCUGCAAGUUUGGCCACAUUGGGGCCGUGGAACUCCUGCUGGCCCAACCCCUGUGCGACCGCAACGCACUGAACAAGUUUGGACAGACUGCUCGACAGAUGAUCUGCGAGAGGAAAACGGAUGCAGGCGCACAGGUCAAGAAACGGAUGGACAAUCUGUUCGAAGACCACUUCAUCGUGCCGAUCAUUCGCUCCGAAGACAACUCUGUGCCUGCCCUGGUCGGAGAACCUUUUUCACCCGAGGCCCCACCCAUGGGCAUUCGUUUCAUGCUGGAGGGCACAAGCCCAGCUGGAACGAGUUUAGGUACCACGAGCCCUGGUGACAGGGGUGCACAGGUCAGCUUCGCAGCCCUGAGCCCGAUCCUCGAGAGCAGGAGCCCUGGCAGUGUGGAUAUGAGCCCAUUCCUUAACGUCAGGAAUGCAAGGGAUGCACCCAUGUCCAUCGUGGCAGCUGCUGGUCCCAUGUCUCCGACCGAGGCACAGACGAUGUAUCACCAGUACAAGACUCGGCUCGGCAGCUGCCACUCCCUGAUCCAGACGGGCAUGAGCCCAAGUGCCAGUGGUCCGAGUCGUAGUGUCAUGGAUGUCAGCCCUGUCCACUUGCGGCGUGCAGACUCCGAAAAAGGCCUGGAAUGCGUCGGUCGGAGCAUCGCCAGAGACCUGCAGGUGCCGUGGACGGAGUACUGGCCGUUUCUCGGCUGCUGGUGCAACCUGGCAACUCCCGAGGGGCUGGAAAAGCUGGAGAACCACCUGCGAGCCAGAAGGCUGCAGGUCCUGACGGAGUGGCGCUCCAGGGAGAGGAACUCUCCAUCACCCGUCUCCGAGGAGGGGGGCAGCCAGAGUCCGCUGAGCCAGCUGUGUCGCGCUCUGGACGGGCUGGACCUGGAGUCACCACGCCAGUCGGCAAGGCAUCCCAGCCCACCUCGCUUUCCCAAGACCCGCAACAUGGAAGGAAAAGCAAACCCCGCUUUCGCAGGGAGAGGCCAUGCAAAUGGCGACACAGAGUCGAGGUCGGAGUCCGCAGACGACAGCGACCUUCCCAUGGCGGCACAGCGUUUGUCCCGGGUGCUCUACGAUUGGGCCCUGUCCCAUGACGAGGGGCCUGGCCCUGAAGCAGAUCUGAGCAGCCAACUGGUAGACCAGGUUCUCAAAGAGCUCGACCAGUUGGAACAGGCACAGGGACCAUCGCAGCUCAGCCGCCUGCACCCCGAGCUGGCGAAGCAGGUGUGGGCUUCGCUGCGCCUCAGUCUGGUGAGCCACGAGCGACUGGGGCUCUGCCGUGGUCUCCGGUCGCAGCUGUCCCUCUGGUCGCUGGUCCCUUCGCCCUCCUCGACGGACGACGAGAACGACGAUGGCGCCAGGGCAGACGACUGGCGUUGCCGCAAGCCAUCCAAGCGGCGGCACGGCAGGGCCCUGAGGAGGCACCUGCAGUGCGUGCUCCAGUGCCUCUUCACUCUCGUCGACUCCGACGAGGAUUCUGGUCCGGCACGCUGCUGCUGCACCUGGUCUCGGCUCGUGGCGGACCGUAAGGCUUCUUAUCCGGAUCGGACAUCUUCCACGGACGGCGACGAGGACCGUUUCUUCACCCCGCCCACCAGUCCGUGCUCUUCGAGCGACAGCUGCUCGCAGGCAGGCACGCCAGAAGAAGGGCCUACCGUUUUCUUGCAAGGGUCUCAGCCAAGCAAGGUGGACAUGGACGUGGUCAGGGCCCUGGAGCCUUACCUGUUGGAGCACGAGGUCCCGGACCCCGAAGUGUACCCCUGCACUCAUCAGUGGUUGCAGCUGGUCCUCUCCCACCCCGCAGAGACAAUGUCCAGUUGGCCAAGUCCCUAUGCAGCGAGGUACAGAAGCCGUCAUAACCUGGGACUGCCGACCAACUCACCGCAGACAACGAGCAACGGCAGUGCUUCUCCUACUUUGGAUCGAACACCACUCAGAGACGGUCCGAAAGCGAUGCGUCCCAAGUCGCUCUGGAACACUUCCCUCGGACGUCUGGGUCCCUUGUGACAACGUCGCCCGGCUGCGCCGAGUCUGCAUGUUUGCAUGUUUGUUUGCCUAGUUCUUAGUUUGUAUGUUUUCUCGUUUCUGGAAAAUGUUCCUUUCGUUCGUUUGUUUGCUUGUUUUCUGUGCAAGUCAUUUCUCAGAAAUUUUUAUAUUUUUAAUCGACAAGUGCAGUUAGAGACCUGCCCGCAUCAAUCCCCGCUUCCUCUUGACUCUUUCCCGAUUACGGGAAAAGUAGAAAGUUUUAAAGGAUCCGUGGAAAUGCUUUUAUUUUCCUAACUAACUUACAUAUGGAGCAACAUGAUGCGUCAAAAUUUGCUUAAUUAGUUGUUCUUUGAAAAGAAACGGAGGCGAUUACGGGAAAAGUAGAAAGUUUUAAAGGAUCCGUGGAAAUGCUUUUAUUUUCCUAACUAACUUACAUAUGGAGCAACAUGAUGCGUCAAAAUUUGCUUAAUUAGUUGUUCUUUGAAAAGAAACGGAGGCGAUUACGGGAAAAGUAGAAAGUUUUAAAGGAUCCGUGGAAAUGCUUUUAUUUUCCUAACUAACUUACAUAUGGAGCAACAUGAUGCGUCAAAAUUUGCUUAAUUAGUUGUUCUUUGAAAAGAAACGGAGGCGAUUACGGGAAAAGUAGAAAGUUUUAAAGGAUCCGUGGAAAUGCUUUUAUUUUCCUAACUAACUUACAUAUGGAGCAACAUGAUGCGUCAAAAUUUGCUUAAUUAGUUGUUCUUUGAAAAGAAACGGAGGCGAUUACGGGAAAAGUAGAAAGUUUUAAAGGAUCCGUGGAAAUGCUUUUAUUUUCCUAACUAACUUACAUAUGGAGCAACAUGAUGCGUCAAAAUUUGCUUAAUUAGUUGUUCUUUGAAAAGAAACGGAGGCGAUUACGGGAAAAGUAGAAAGUUUUAAAGGAUCCGUGGAAAUGCUUUUAUUUUCCUAACUAACUUGCAUAUGGAGCAACAUGAUGCGUCAAAAUUUGCUUAAUUAGUUGUUCUUUGAAAAGAAACGGAGGCGAUUACGGGAAAAGUAGAAAGUUUUAAAGGAUCCGUGGAAAUGCUUUUAUUUUCCUAACUAACUUACAUAUGGAGCAACAUGAUGCGUCAAAAUUUGCUUAAUUAGUUGUUCUUUGAAAAGAAACGGAGGCGAUUACGGGAAAAGUAGAAAGUUUUAAAGGAUCCGUGGAAAUGCUUUUAUUUUCCUAACUAACUUACAUAUGGAGCAACAUGAUGCGUCAAAAUUUGCUUAAUUAGUUGUUCUUUGAAAAGAAACGGAGGUUAAUAUGUGGGAAAAAGAUUUUCAAUUUAUUUCUUGAAAAUACAAUGUUUGUGCGAAUGACUUAUAAACACCGAAACUUCUACAGCCGCCUUCCUUUUAGUGUUUGUAUACGCAGCUGCGAAGUGCAGUUGCAGCUGAAGGAAUCGCGGGAGACUUCGGUGUGCCUGUGAGAAUGUAGGGGGUGCAAUCACAGACGCUAAAUGGCAGGACGCCUCCAAGCUGAUGAUUUUGUUCUUGCAGUUUGUUGACUCUCCUAACUCUUGGUUUGUCUUUGUGUGUGUGCGUGUGUGAAAAUUUUACCUUUUAUGGCUGUUUAGUAAUUUAUUGGUUGGCUGCUGCGUGACCUGCAUGUAUGCAUACAAAAACUCAAGUCUUCCAACCAUGCUAUUUUGAUGCUGUUCUUUCUCUCUCUAAGACCAAUGCACAAAUGAAGAGGGGAAAAAAAAUUAAUCUGGGACCUUCUGUGUUCAGAUGAGGAAGAUGUGAGAGGGUCUUUCAGCUGGGCUCAAAACUUUCCUUCAUUCGUCGGAUACGUCGAGCAAAGAUGCUCUGUUUUCGGUACCACUGACAACUUUCUAAAAAGUGCUGUCCAUAUUGGAAGGGCAACUGCAGCAGAAUGUUUGUCCCACUUGUUUACACACCAUGUACCUUGAAUAUUUAAAAAGUGUUUAAUGCCCAUGUGCUGGCCCAUACAAGGAUCUGAUUGAGGCAGAAAAGGUCCUGUCUGAAAUCCUCUUGCUAGGAUUGCCUUGUCCCCAUGUAGUCGUUUUGUUUCAAUUUGUGGCCUUGCAGCCUUCUGUUGCCUAGAAGAAUGUAUGUUCAUGCAACUUUCUCUGAACAUUUUGACCAUCUGGUCCCCAUGUUAUGUCGUAAAAACAAAAUUUCUUUGCUUUCCUGAAAAAAUUAGAGUCCCAAGAAGUGAACAGAAAUUUCUUCUUCCUCAACUUUCUUAGAAAUGUAAUUCAAGGUUUACUGGCACUUGCAUAUUGGCAAGCUGAAAGUUGUGUCCUUCCUUGUCCAGGAUGUCCAUUUCAAUCGUCUUGCAAAUGCAAGAAUGUUCGAGCAUCUUUUUAUUGAGCCAAGCAUGCGUUGAGAGCUGCAGCGGGAUUAACUUAUGAACGAGUUUGUGGAGAAAGUUUGGAAAGUAAAUUGCUGGCUGCUGAGGAGUUUGGACAAUGAGAAUCAGCGGCUUAGGUGUGGUGGUGGGGGUUCAGAGAUUCCCCCCCUCCCCCACCCCCACCCCACCCUCUCUAUUAUAAGGAUUUCAACCACCUUCCGAAGAAGUUAUUGACUACACCACUGUUGUGAAUGCUUCACUUGGAUUUGAUGGCAUGCUGUGAAGAAAUGAAACUUGUUUUCUACCAGACCUGGGCUGACGCCUGUGUUAUAGUAUUUUUGCAUAAUGAGACUUAGUGCUUGAUCUAGGAUUGAAGUUGUCUCGUAGAGUAGGAGGAAACCCCCCCCCCCCCCCCCCACCACCCCCCCUCUCUUGGGGGGUGGAAAUAGUUUUGCUGCAACCUCAACAUUGUCAGAUUGCGAGCGAUGUUGGAUAUGCAUGUUGUCAUCUUUUUGUUUGUAUUUGAGGUUGGAAAACACUGCUGAGCAUCGAACAAUAGAUGGAAAUAAAAAUUUUAAUUUAUA
Molecule: messenger RNA, 5881 nt
Organism: Ixodes scapularis (black-legged tick)
Lineage: Eukaryota; Metazoa; Arthropoda; Arachnida; Ixodida; Ixodidae
Gene: Ankle2
Product: ankyrin repeat and LEM domain-containing protein 2
Exons: 17
Coding region: 131-2977 (948 amino acids)
Molecular function (GO): protein binding
Source: RefSeq, a predicted model, not a curated record